ACUACUCUCUUUUAUUUACCCACUUGCACGGAUCCUUCUUUUUAAGUCUCCCAGUAACCAACAAGAUAACAAGGAAAAAAACACUAGUACAACACAACUAUCAUUAAGCCCCUCAAACUUACCAAAACUGAAACCAACGGUUCCAGGGUUUUGGGUCGUUUGUGGAAAUGUUGGAUAUGGGAUGUGCAUGUUGAACAAUAACUAAGGAUAUUAAGAUAAUCCCUAGCUUGAGGGUCUCCAAGACCAAAACAUGAGUCUUGCAUGUCUGGUGUGCCAUAGUGUGGACAGUCCAUCACAUUCUUUUAGGAGUUACUCUGUUUCAAGUUCAGAAAACGAGGGAAGAUGUUCAGCCAUUGCUAACUGCUUGGCCCGGAAGUCAUCUCUUCCAGCUGUGAGACCAACCAUAACAACAUCAACCUCCAAAGUGACCCCACAGCCAAAUUUUCAAAACAGCGUUGGAAUGACAGGUCCCCCACGGCUUGUGCGUAGUUGUGCCUUGAGGAGGGAUCUUGUAAGAGACUGGAAUUUUGAGGAGGUUGUAAUGGAGCGCCAGCUUUUUUAGUUUUCGGUAGGAGAGUGUUGUAUUUUGUAUUAGUUUGGUGUUGGUGCAACUCAACUUGUUCUGCUACAACAUUUGUAAUAAUCUGAGUAAUUUAUUCUUGAAUGUGGAAAACAUAUCACAUUUCCUUGCUCUUUUCUGCAUUUUGGUACUGAAUAUUUUGGGUUAUGGUGGAACCCAGCAUGGAGUAUCUUUUACGUCCCUUACGCCAGCAAUAGCAUGGAGUCUGACUUGAGUUGAGACCAGUUGUUGGUUUUCAUUUUUAUGAUAUGAUUGAUGAUUGCU
Molecule: messenger RNA, 844 nt
Organism: Durio zibethinus
Lineage: Eukaryota; Viridiplantae; Streptophyta; Magnoliopsida; Malvales; Malvaceae
Source: RefSeq, a predicted model, not a curated record